Molecule: messenger RNA, 4389 nt
Organism: Caenorhabditis angaria
Lineage: Eukaryota; Metazoa; Nematoda; Chromadorea; Rhabditida; Rhabditidae
Source: the annotation of a GenBank genome assembly
AUGGGGACAAAUCUAACACUUCUGAUAUCAUUUUUAUUAACCCUUGGUAAGCCGAAAACGACCAUUGCAAUGCGUGAUUGUAAUUUGUUUUUUUCAGCUGUAAAUACUUACGAAAUCCCCAACACCUCUUCACAAUGCCCUCCAAACUACAAUGGAUCGAUAGCUGGAAGCGCCUGUAGUCAAGAGGUAAAUUUCUGUGGUUUUUUGGAAUCAAAGUAUUUACAAACCAAUUUCAGUACACCCUUUGCGUGAAUGGAAUUCAACAAGCAGCUGUCUGCCAAGAAGGUUUUGUUUUCUAUGAGAAUGCAUGUGUUACUAUUGAAAACUCGCCUGAAUGUCAGACCAGUGAAGAACCAACGGAAAAUGGCUAUCAAUCGCAGCCACCCACACAAAAUGAAGUGGAAGCAGAAGAUUUUGGUUCGUUAUUUUCAUUGUGAAUUUACAACAGUUCAAUUAUUUUCAUUUUCUAGAUUGUUCAUCGAAAGAAGAUGGAACAUAUCAAAACGGCUGCAGCAAUAUAUUCUUCAAAUGUGUCAAUGGACAAGGCUUAUCCAAUGUUCUGUCCAUCAAACUUGGUUUAUCUCGCUGAAUACAACCAAUGUUUGGAAUCAUGCGACGCAGUUCCCCCACAAGUUGAAAUUCCAACCACAACAGCACCAUCAACAGAUGAAGUUUAUGAUGAACCAACCAUUCCAUCUGUCUCAGUUGGAGAACACUUUGAUUGCUCAAAUUUAGAAGAUGGAAAUUACGUUGAAGGUUGUUCAUCGGUUUACUACGUGUGUUCAAAUGGAAAUACUCUCGUCAGUCAUUGUCCAGCUGGAUUGGUUUAUAAUCACGCUCAAAAAGUAUGCGAGUAUACUUGUGAUUCAACCACAACCACUUCCACAUCAACGACUACCAUUGUUCCAACAACCGAAGAAGUUGUCGCUGAGGAAGAACCAAUUGAUAUUUAUACACCAGUUCCAACAGAAGAUACAACCACAACAGAAGCUGAAGUGCUCUACAGCUCUUCUACAACUACCACUGAAGCACCAAUAGCUUCCUCGUCAGAAUUACCAACUUCUUCUGAGGAACCAAUUCCAACUUCGUCCGAAGAACCAAUUUCAUCAUCUUCUGAACAACCAGUUGCCACUUCAACUGUCGCUGAUGACGCUGUUCCAGUUCCAGUUGCAACCUCGACAGUUCAACCAAUUCCAGAAGUUACAUCUGGAUAUUCUGUCAAUUCCAACCAAGUUUGCCAAAACGGACAGAUCACAAGCUUCGGAUCGUGUGCUUCUCGUUUUUCAAAAUGCCAAAACAAUGCGAUUGUCAACAAGCAAUGUCCAGUCAACACAUUGUUCGAAAGUGCUCUUCUUCUUUGCGUUUACGAUCUUCCACAAUGUCAACCAUCUGUCACACCAAUUCAACAUUUCAUCUACCAACAAAGUGAUCGUGUUGUUAGUCCAUUUGAUGAUAGUAUCGCUUUGAGACCACGCAGAUAUCGUCCAAAUCGUAAUCGUGGACCAUCUCGUAGACCAAUCUUCGAUGAUCAACAAUAUAUUGAUAAUCCUUUCUUUGUUCCACCAAGAAGAUCUCAAUAUCGUCGUCGUGGACCAUCAUUCAGAAGACGUCAAUCGAGAAGAUUCUUGAGACGUGAGUAUUUACUUUUUGAUUGGCUUAGCAAAAAUAUGACAGUCUUGUCGCUUGUGGCAACAUUUUCUAGAAAUGCUAAUUUAAGAAAACGUGUAAAAUAGAAUAAAAUUUGUUUUACACGUUUUUCAUUUUUGGCAUUUCUUAAAAUGUAUCACGAUAAAAAAUUUUCCCUCCUUUUUUCCAUUCUUCUGAAUCUAAUUGUUAUGAUAUUUUCAGCAUCAAUCGAUUCGGCUUUCGCUUCUCCAUUCCAUCGCCGUGCAUUUGUUUCUGAUGUUUAUUCCGACAACAGACGCACCCAUCAAGGAAAAAUCGAGUAUGGAAACAGCCGAGUUGCUCAAGGAGACCGUACUUUUGUCGUUGAUGAUGCAUUCAAAGGUGCUCGUCGAUUUGGCUUCCACUCAAAUAUCAACGAUGUAUUCCCGAAAUCUGCAACUCAACUCGAAGUCGAAGGAUCUGGUUACAAUCCACAGAAAGGUUUUGAAGAUCGGGAUCGCGAAGAGGCAGAAGUUGUGGAAGAUGAAGGACCAGAAGAGCCAGUACUUACUCGCCGCAAGAGAUAUGCACCAGUCAGCGCACCAACAACUUAUUCCACCCAAACCACCGCAACAUACACCAACACUCAGCAAAACAAUAGACAAGCUCAAGUUGUAAGAUUUAUAGAUAAUAAUUCUUCAAAAAUCUUGAAUUUCAAUUUUAAAAAUAUUUUUUAGAACCAAAACUGUCAAGGUGUUACCACCCCACAAUUCUUCAACUUCGGACAAUGUUUCGAUGAGUUUAUCUAUUGUAGUGGAACCGGGGUCAACAGAGUGAGUUUUUCUAACAAAAAAAACGAUUAUUUUCAAAUAUUUUAAAAUUUUCAGUUUGCUGCUUGUCCAAUUGGCGAGCAAUUUGACACCACAAUCAACUCUUGCUCUUCGGUUUGUGGAAAUUCUUCAACUUCUGCCGAUGUUACAGUUGGAGGAUAUGAUUUCGUCUCAUCGAGCACUACCUCUUCCCCAAUUGGAGAAGAUCAAACAACUACAACUUCGCAACCAAUUGCAGUCACUGUUGAAACAACAACAUCUUAUGGAGAAUCCACAACUUCUACAGCUGUUGCACCAACUCCAGCGCCAGUUGGAGAUCGUUGUAAUGGUAUCAAUGAAGAUCUUGUUGCACUUGGUUGUUCACAAGAAUAUAUUCAUUGCUCUGGUGGAAUCGCUAUCCGUCGUCUUUGCCCAGCCGCUUUGUAUUUCGAUGAAAUCGCACUUGUUUGCAAUUAUCGUGAAGCGGUUGCUGCUUGUAAUGGCAGCGAUGAUACUCCAUCAGUAUUCCAAACCACUCAAAAACCAUCUCAAGUUUCAACAACAACAACAUCUUCACCUCAAGAAUCAACAUAUGGUCCAACAGUUGCAACACCUUACAAACCAACUACAACAACUGUCACCAGUGGAUAUGGACAAAUUGUAUCAGCUUGUUCUGGAUUGACAGAUGGAGCUCAUGGAUCUGCAUGUGCCACAUCAUUUAAUGAAUGCGCUAAUGGAACAUUGGUCAAAACUUCGAUUUGUAAACCUGGAGAAGGAUUUGAUCCUUCUGUUGGAGAAUGUAUCAAUUUCGAAGAUAUUUCUGAUUGUUCUCAACAGCCAACCACCGGAACACCAGUUGUUGGAAAUGAUGAGGUAAUUGAGAAGAAAAAACUUGAAUUUCUUUAAAAAAUAUUUUUCAGACAACCACCACUGCUGCGACCACAGUUCCAUCCAAUUCCUACAGCUCAAGUUGUCAAUCUGGUGCUCGUGCUUCUAUUGGAUUCUGUGCUUCGAAUUAUCUUGAAUGUGUCGAAAACGCAUACAUCUCGCAAUCUUGCGAAACUGACCAAGUCUUCGACUCAAACUCUAACAAAUGUGUCGCCAAAGAAAACUGUGGACAAGCUUCUGUUUACCAAGUCAUCAAAAACAACGGAAAACCAGAUUCGUCACAACAAGGAGGAUAUCGAUCAGUUGAUAAUCGAUGCGCUUUGGUCAGCAACAAUUCGGUUGUCUCAAUUGGACAAUGUCGAAACAGAUAUAUUCGUUGUAUUGAUUCAACAUCUUCAAUUGAAAAUUGUCAACCAAAUCAAGUUUUCUGCAAUGUUCAAUUGAAAUGUGUCGACAAAUGGUCGAUUCCACAUUGUGCUCGUGCCGCAGCUGCUGCUCAAUCAUCAUAUGGCGGAGUUGUCGCUCAAGCUCAACCAUUCAAUUAUGGUGGUGCUGCUGGUGAUGCGUUUUGUCAAGGAAAAUCCGAUGGAUUGUACAAAAAUCCAUCUGAUUGUUCAGCAAUUCUUCAGGUUAGUCUAUUUAUUAUUCCACUCAUAAUAAAAUUAAUUUUUUUAGUGCUUCGGGGGAGAUUUGUUCGAGUAUCCAUCUUGCCCAUCGGGACUCGCUUUCAAUGAAAUCAGCGGAAAAUGCGACUACCCACAAAAUGUUCCAGGAUGUGAUGUGAGCCAAGACGAUCAAGGAAGUGAAGGUAAUUUGUUUUCAAAAAUUCUGUAACUAUAAAAGUAAUCCUAUAUUUUCAGUUGGAGGAUGUGGAGUUCAUGGUGCAUUCAUUGCCGAUUCAGACAAUUGUUCAAUCUUCUACCGAUGUGUCUGGGGUCGACGAGUCGAAAUGACUUGCCCAUCUGGAACAGUCUUCAAUCCAUCAUUAUCAGUUUGUGAUUGGCCAAGUUCUGUUCCAUCCUGCAAUGCCAAUGCUUCCCCUUCUGAUGAAUCUGACCAAUCCUCUUAUUCUUCUGCAUACCAAUAA